GCGGUUAUUGUUGUAGUGUGAGUCGUUAAACAGUUCAUUUAUUAUUUAACGGUUAUUGUCCAGGAAAAUCUCACGUGACAGGUUAGUUUCUUCAAAGCAAUAUGGCGAAAAGUUUUAUUAGUUUUCAACGUAAGUCUCGUCAUCAAGCAGCAAGCUUUAAGUUUCGCGAAACCUCUGAUCUUCUCAAUGAUUUUCUGGUGGAUUUAAACCAAAUGAACAAAGAUAACCUGGAUGAUUUAACGAAAUACAGUGGAAUAUUUAAACGGAAAAGAUUCGUUGAAUACAUCAUCUUAAUGACUGAAGAGCUGAAACUUGAUCCAGUAGUGGUUCACCAUGCAGUUGAACUCCUGCAGAGGUUUAUGGUCAAGCACAUUGCAGAUAUGCUUGCCACAAUCCCAAUUGAAGGUGCAACUGCUAAUGAGGCACCAAUCUAUGAGGUUUUUGUUCAUCUGAAGGAAAAACUCCCUCUGAUUAUUUUCUCUUGCGUGCAGCUUGCAAGCAAAUACUUGUUACAUCAACCUAUGAUUGAAGCCCCCACUGCGGUGCAGGUACCGCAUUCUCUUGGCCUCAGAGUUUCCAAACAGACCCUCCUGGAAUCAGAGCUGAUGGUUUUUAAAGGCCUUGAAUACAGACUUAAUGUUCUUAAUCCUCUGACGUACGUGGAAGUAAUUCUGGAGGUUCUUGUGCACAAUGAGCCGUCUGUUCCAGUAGAGCACCUCUAUCCCAUCAGCCAUCAUGUCCUCCUGUGUAUCACCCUGGACAAGGCUGCCAUCUUUGAAUCCUUGUUGAGAUUCACCACUCAGUGUAGCAGCCCAUCCAGGGAACAGAGGGAGAAGUUUGUAAAAGUGACUGAAGACCGAAUGCUUCUUGGAGCCGGCGUCAUUGCGGCAGCAACAUACGUCUCCUGUAUUAGAAAAAUGCAACAGGUAGUCGGUGAACUGAGCCACCUCACAGGAAUCUCCAGAAGAAGCAUCAUGGAUCUUGCCCUUGUGAUAUUAGGUCACAUUACUGGAACCAUUUCUGAAAUGUAAACCAGGAAAAACACAA
Messenger RNA from Cyprinodon tularosa, 1047 nucleotides. It is a transcript of the gene cntd1, whose product is annotated as cyclin N-terminal domain containing 1. Gene Ontology annotation, cellular component: site of double-strand break. Gene Ontology annotation, biological process: reciprocal meiotic recombination. NCBI's taxonomy places the organism in Eukaryota, Metazoa, Chordata, Actinopteri, Cyprinodontiformes, Cyprinodontidae. The transcript has 7 exons. Bases 102 to 1031 code for a protein of 309 amino acids. The record is from RefSeq and is a predicted model, not a curated record.